Messenger RNA from Sus scrofa (pig), 792 nucleotides. The record is from RefSeq and is a predicted model, not a curated record. Lineage: Eukaryota; Metazoa; Chordata; Mammalia; Artiodactyla; Suidae.
AUGGCUCGUGGAAAUUUCAUGUGGGUCUCUGAGUUAAUUCUCACAGGUUUCUCAGAACACCCAGACCUACAGCUUCCGCUCUUCUUUGUGGUCCUGGUCAUGUACGGGCUGACCAUGGCUGGGAACCUGAUCAUCAUCACUCUCACCAGUGUGGACCCUCGACUGCAGACCCCCAUGUAUUUCUUCCUCCGACAUUUGGCAAUCAUCAACCUUGGCAAUUCAACUGUCAUUGCCCCUAAAAUGCUCACCAACGUUUUAGUAAAAAGGCACACCACCUCCUAUUAUGAAUGUGCCACCCAGGUGGGAGGGUUCUUGGUUUUCAUUGUGGCUGAGGUUUUCAUGUUAGCUGUGAUGGCCUAUGACCGCCAUGUGGCCAUUGGUAACCCAUUGCUCUACAUGGUGGUGGUAUCUCAGCGGAUCUGCCUUCUGCUGGAUUCCCUCACAUACUUCUAUAGCUUUUCUACAUCAGUUGUGACUUCAUCUUCUGUAUUCUCAGUGGCUCAUUGCUCUUCCAAUGUAAUCAAUCAUUUUUGUUGUGAUACUGGACCUCUGUUAGCAUUGUCCUGCUCUGAUACUUCCUUUCCAGAAAGAGUAGUAUUUAUAUCUGCAGCUACAAACUUGGUUUCUUCCAUAAUUAUAGUUGUGGUAUUUUAUUUCAACAUCGUUUUGUCCAUUCUAAGGAUAUGUUCAACUGAAGGAAGAAAAAAAGGCUUUUCCACUUGUGUAUCACAUAUGAUGGCAGUGUCAGUUUUUUAUGGAACACUAAAAGGUAGUUUUAAAAUCCAUUUCUGA